AUGCACACCAAUGCAGGAGCGAAACAGGCGCUCGCGAGGCUAGGCAGCCUGGCAGCUUACACAAGACUCGCUGCAAGCACUUGCGGGCUCCUGCGAGCUCCUGCAAGCACCAUCGCUGGAGCCCUCACGCAACUAGAUUGGCUUUUUCUCAAAUUACCCUCGAGGCCGAUUCAUGGACGCCAUUCCACCACUGCGAGACUCGCCAUCCAAGACGUUCACCGCUCUUCUCGCCCAUCUGUGACAGCUUCCGUGGCAUCGCCUACCCCCAGGGGCCGCCGCCCGGUGGGGUCCUGUGUAAAGACUAGUCUUUUUCCUCCAUCCCGGGAUCCGAGGGAUCGACUUUCCUGACAGAGAAAGUCCAUGUCACCUCAUGUUCGGCUUAGCAAGCCAAUAGUGUGGCCCAAGGUGUGGCUGGUGUGUGCGUGCGGCGCUCCUCCGCCCGUGUCCAAUGCGCUGCCACGCCUGCCAGCACCCAUCACAAGGAAUGCAGGUACGGCGCCAGCACGACGACUUGCGGGCCUGCGGGCCUGCAAGGGGUCCUCGUGCCCCCCCCCCUAUUUUGCCAUAGUACCGCGGACUUUGGUAGUGUUUCCUGGCAUCGAGGGCCCGGAACCCGCACGUCGAAACAGGCCGAUGCACAUGUGUGUGUAAUGUGGCUGCAUGCACCGCAGUAAAGUAGCCUCAUACAUGUCCGCCAACAUUUGCGCAAGCCCAUGGUUUGCCACCGCCGAGUCAUGCCAGCCACGACAAGGCACGACUUACAACCGAGGCACAACACCUCCGGAGCCUGAAAACCG
Messenger RNA from Diaporthe batatas, 797 nucleotides. RefSeq lists its product as uncharacterized. Bases 1 to 348 code for a protein of 115 amino acids. The record is from RefSeq and is a predicted model, not a curated record. The transcript is spliced from 2 exons. Lineage: Eukaryota; Fungi; Ascomycota; Sordariomycetes; Diaporthales; Diaporthaceae.